Molecule: messenger RNA, 1139 nt
Organism: Desarmillaria tabescens
Lineage: Eukaryota; Fungi; Basidiomycota; Agaricomycetes; Agaricales; Physalacriaceae
Product: solute carrier family 25 member 38
Exons: 10
Coding region: 80-985 (301 amino acids)
Biological process (GO): glycine import into mitochondrion
Cellular component (GO): mitochondrial inner membrane; mitochondrion
Molecular function (GO): glycine transmembrane transporter activity
Source: RefSeq, a predicted model, not a curated record
CUUUUGUCAUCUUCCCUCUGUGCUCUAAUCGUCCAUUCUCAGUUUCUGACCGUGGUAUACCUGGGUCGAUUUUUCUCAUAUGAGCAAUGUCCAGCUUCAUCUUUUGUCGGGUGGUCUCUCUGGAUUUGCGUCCACGAUAUGUCUUCAACCCUUUGAUCUCAUCAAAACACGCCUGCAGCAGGGUGACGGAGCAAUAAGAUACCGACACACGUCGGUCAUUUUACAGACAACGAAAGAAGUUAUCUCCACUCAUGGUGUGCAGGGACUGUGGAGAGGUACAUCUGCGACCCUUUUAAGAAAUGUUCCGGGCGUAGCCCUCUACAUGACCAGCUUGACACAACUCAGGAUAUUUAUGGCAACUUCUCCCUAUUUUUCCCGUAUUCGUACGCCCUCGGAUGAUCGUUCAAAGAACACAUCGGUGCUCCCCAAACUCAGUAGCCAAGGAAAUUUGAUAGCAGGCGCUACUGCGCGAGUGGGAAUCGGGUUCAUUCUAAACCCGUUUUCUGUAUUGAAAGCUCGGUUCGAGAGCAAUAUCUACGCGUACGAGAGUGUUGCGCAGGCUUUGACCUCCAUCAUCCGGCAAGGUCCUUCUGAGUUGUUCCGAGGAUUUUUCGCGUCGUCACUACGAGACGCUCCUUAUGCCGGCCUAUUCGUGGUCUUCUACGAGGGAAUCAAACGGGAGGCCUCUUUGGUCGCACCUCCAACAUCAAGCAGCCAGUCCGCUGCCAUACACAGCGCUUCUGCCGCAUUAGCAGGAGGUAUGUCAACUUUGUUGACCCAUCCUUUCGACGUGAUUAAGACGAAAAUACAAGUGCGUUCCGAGGACAGGUACCAUGGAUUUACGAGGACAGUUGGGACGAUCUGGAAGCAACGUGGUGUCUCGGGCUAUUUUGAUGGCGCCUCUUUGCGUCUCACCCGAAAAGUCCUUAGUUCUGCAAUAGCCUGGGCUGUGUAUGAAGGUGUCCUGUUAUUCAUGCGGACUUAGACCUCAUUCGUCUCACAAUGAUUUGCAUAAGAUAGCCUAACUAAAUUCAAGUCAUAAUAUUGAUACCUCACUCACUUUUCUUUGGCGCCGUCUCGACCAAUAUGAACUCCUUGACGAAAGUUGUGGUGUACACAAGCACCUACAAAUUCGAUCG